This is a messenger RNA of Ostrea edulis (European flat oyster), 2686 nucleotides long. RefSeq lists its product as uncharacterized. Bases 239 to 1507 code for a protein of 422 amino acids. The record is from RefSeq and is a predicted model, not a curated record. The transcript has 9 exons. NCBI's taxonomy places the organism in Eukaryota, Metazoa, Mollusca, Bivalvia, Ostreida, Ostreidae.
AUUACUCCUUAUCUUCACCUCUUCAUAGUGAAUUAGAAGAGCAAACUGAAAGUACCGUGGAUUUAUAUCAACAAUGGAAUCUUGGGGCGGGCGGAAGUUUUAUUAGCACUUGCCAAAGAGUCAUUUUAAACGAAGGGAAAAAUCGUCCCUUAUAAUUUGGCGUACCAAAGGUCUUCUUCCAUGAGGAAAUGGUGAUGCCGUUCAAUGAUAUUUUAUUUUAUCAUUGUGUGUGACUAUCAUGACGACUGUUAAGCUCUAUCAUUUACGGAUUAUAUAUUUCUAUGUAACAUUGUUCAUUGGAUUAGUAGGGGCAUCACCAUUUGUGCGGAAACACGUUCUGCAGUCAUCAACUAACGCUUCGUUUGUUGCCAGUCUUGGUUGUGAUGACGACAUGGAGACCUUCUUUUUGACCAAUGAUGCAGUUAAUCAGUGGUGGUAUGUUGAGCUGGACAAUAUUUUAACAAUUGGUUGGAUCUAUGUCAGCGUUGGUACUGCGGAUUAUGAAAUGUAUGUUGAAAAUACUGAAGAUCCAAGACCCUUCAAGUACUUCUGUCUACCUGAUCGAAGUAAACUAAGAUCACUUCAACGAUUGGUGGCAUGUAAAUAUCCAAAUUUUGUCAUCGAGCACGUGAAUAGAAUAACUAUUCGUCAAAAAGGAAAUGGAUCAUUGAAAAUAUUUGAUGUUAAACCAAUAGGAAUAUCUCCUUUGAGUCAAACGAUCGUAGUGAAUUAUACGGAUUCCGAAGCCUUAGACGGCGACUUUGACACAUAUUACCAUUCAAACGAAAAAGACCAGGCCUCCUGGUUCCUGAAAUUGGAUAAAAGCUAUGCGAUGAAAUGGAUACUUUUAUCAGUCAGGGGAGGACAUUAUGAAAUACAUGUUAAAGAUGGUGACCUAACAACCAGCACGUCCACACUGUGUCGGAAGUUCAGUUUUACCGGAUCAGAGAUCUUAAAGAAAAACGAAAAGGCCUUGGAAUGUUACACGGAAUUGACAGGGAAUAUAAUUAUAAUAAGAAGAACGGAUUAUGGACCAAUGAGACUGUUUGAGUUGUAUCCCAUAAUUUGUCCCGAAAACCACUACGGACCAAACUGUGCUAAAUGCAAAGCAGAGUGUACAUCCUGUAGUCCUAUCACUGGUGUAUGUUUCGACUCCACGUGUGACCAGAAAACAGGUAUAUGUGAGGGUUGGAAAACAGAAAUGGCUACACACAGCAUCGCCUUUGACGAAGACACACCUAUUACUAAGGAAAUAAACGUCAUUCAAGAAUUCUCACCAGGAACUUGUGAUCGUUCUUGUAUCGCCUGCAUUCUAGAGGUUCAAGUCUGCCUACUCUGUACCAUGCAUCAGCUGCCUUACAGAUGUCAGUAUAAAUGCCAAGAGAUUUGCUCUGGAGAGACUUGUAAUGGCAUGGAGGUAAACUGCACAAGGAAUAAUGUGGAGAAGAACGGCUUCCUCGAUUGUAGGUUUCAACAAAGAAAGAAAGUACACAGCUGUACACGUUAGCUUAUUCUAGAAAAAAACUACAUUCACAGAAACAGAAUUAACUCGCUCAUUUGAUAGACUGACGUCACAAGGAUCGUCAUGUUGACCAAUCCGUUCGAACGAGAUAGGGUAACUGAGUUUUAUAACUUGAAAUGGGAUGAAGUGUCUCCAGUACUCGCCAAACAAAGGAGUGGACAUCGGUUCUCAGACAAUCAGAAUGGAUGUGUAUGAGGACUACGUGCUGAUACAUGGUUGUCCAAUGACACGUGUCUCUAUCUUUCUCAGCACUGAAUCUACAAUAUACAGCGAAUUUUAUCAUAAAUAACACUCUAAAGAACUUCAUCAUCAUUCGUUACUAUUUCAACCGUGUAGGAAAUCAAUAUGCAAAAUUUCACUAUCGAACUAAAUAAGGUAGGCGAGUUCCAUUGCUGCAUUUUUUGGCAAUGACGGAAUCAAGCAAUUGUAUAUUACUACAUGAUACAAUGUGAGAUGGAUCUUUGAAUGUGAGAAUGAUUCUCAGGUAAAAACAAAAUUGACCCCCAUAAUUCACAGGGCCAAAUAGAUCAACUUUAAAUAAAAAACGCUGAAAAACAUAAGCGGAGAAUGGAAUCCACGUGUGUUUCAAUGACGACGCUGUCCUGAAUUACGUUAUAAGCUUUGUGUGUCGUACACGUUUAAAUAUCGAUGACACACUACUCAAAAACCCAAAACACCAAUGUUCACCACAAUUUCAGAUUAAGAUAUACGGUUUGGAGAUAAGUCUAUUAUGUUUUAUCAUAUAUGGCCAUGAACACCCAUGAGAAUGAAGCCAGAAUAAGUCAAAAUUUUCCAAUGUUGAUUCUGUUUUGUAUGACAUAAAACAUUUACUAACUUUGAUUUGAGGUUUUUAAAAAGAAUUGAAAUAGUGAUAUAGACGGAUUUACAACCCUCACCGUUCACCAUGGUUGCCUAUUAGUGUUGUGACGUCUGGGUAUACUAGAAGAAGAUACAUUUACAAUCUGAAUAUAUGUUAACAUUUGUUUCAAUAUGACAUUUGAUCUUGAUGAUAGUUUUCCAUUGUGUGUAUACCAUGCCUUCAUAGUGUAUAUUUGACAUCUUUUGCCAAAUUUUGUCCUUUCUCUUCGAAAUCAUGUUUUGUCCGCUACUCAAUUUGUUUUUGUAUAAUAUAAAUGCCAGAAAUAUAUAUCUUUAAAAUACAAG